Trichoderma aggressivum f. europaeum is the source of this 963-nucleotide messenger RNA. RefSeq lists its product as uncharacterized. Lineage: Eukaryota; Fungi; Ascomycota; Sordariomycetes; Hypocreales; Hypocreaceae. The coding region runs from base 1 to 963 and encodes 320 amino acids. The record is from RefSeq and is a predicted model, not a curated record. The transcript has a single exon.
AUGAGCUUACUAAGGCAACCAUCAAACAAUGACAUCGGCCCGUCCAACUCUAUGUCUCAACUUGAACCAAACACCAAAACCAUCCCAUCAGCCACGCAUACCAAGUUCUCGCCCCCAUCUACCCAUCGGCCCAAGCAAAUCUCCCCCCCUUUUCUGGCCGCCCAAGUUUACUCGCCGCUGGCCCCGGCGCAUUGUGCGCUGAACAUGGCCCCGGCACUCACCAUCUCGACAAACAUGAACAUGGACUCCCGACCCUCGUCGCCCGUGCCGCCUCCCAUGUCACCCAUCACGCCCACCCUGCCUCCCGCGCAGCUCUCCAGCGACGCAGACAAGGACACAACUGCCGCCGCCGUGCCCGUGCCCGUGCCCGUUCCUGUUCCUGUGCCGCCUGCCGCCGCCGCGGCGCAACAACAACAGCCCGCGCGCUCGACCCUGUCGCACUCGCAGCCUGAUCAAGUUGGCCUGCCGCCGCCGCCCUCGAAGCCCAUCGAGUUCGAGACCAACCCGGACGUCAUCGCCCUCAAGUCGGCCAUCGCCGUGCUGCAGAUGCAGCGGAUGCGCGCGACGGCCGACAUCCAGGCCCUCAGCCAGAUCAAGAACGAGGCCGUGGAGCACCCAGACGAGUUCGCCCGUGACUUGGCCAUGGGCAAAGUCGGCCGAGGGGCGCAACCUGACGACGAGACGACCCGUGCGUGGGUCGCGCAACCGAUACCAAAGGCCCAGGAUGUGGUCCGCUGCCCGCCCAUCAACUGGUCGCAGUACGCAGUCGUGGGCGAAUCUCUCGACAAGUUACACGCCGAACAGGUGAGCCGGCCUACGCAGGGCACGCCGGCGACCAUGGGCGCUGGGGGCGUGUAUCAGUUCAAGGGUGGCGAUGGCAAGCAAGAAGAAUACCCCGGCGUGGCAGCUCCGUAUGCGCCGCUCAAGGACAAGAUUGAAAAGAAGACGAAGAGUAGGAAAUGA